GUGCUUGAGUUGUUUACAACAAUAAGGGAAGUAACGAAGGAGAUGUUCAAUCAGCAAACUGUAGCACAACCAACUCUAAAAACUGCGAGUGGAACCACAUUGGAUUCAGUCAUUAGCAGUUGUCAACAAUACGAAGUUCUUUAUCUAGGUAGGAUAAAGGUUAGUGGAAAGAGGGCCCCUCCGAGCUUCAUUGACGAUGCCGUUGAAAAAUUCAGGUUAUAUGAACUUGAAAAGGCACGAAAUCAACAGAACUCUGGCAGACGCCGACAUGGAAGUGGUGCUAGCAUAUCUAGUCUUCCUCAUAAUUUAGAUCUGGUUGAAAGGCCAUGUGAAAAUGGACUGAAAAAACAUUCUGGCAGCCGUGAAAAUUUAAGUAGUAGCAUUGGAGUGAGUUCUUGUGAGAGUAUCAGCUGUAAAACUUCUGAUACUUGUAGCCGUAUUUGCUGUGAUAGUUGUAAUGAACCUCAACUCCAAUCGCCGUUAAGUCCUUUGUACAGUUCUGAAGAGUUAGACAAAUUUCCCAAACCUGAUCGUUCACUUGUAACUCAUAGUCAAAGUAUGGACAUUGCUGCUGCAGCGAAAAUGACUGCAGAUAUGAAAAGCUCUGAUGCAAAGUGCAAUUUAAUGCCUCCGUCCUCUCUUAUUACCCAUACGCAGAGCUUAGAUGCUCCAGGUUGUGCUGAUAUCGUUCGUGACCUGAGAGACAUUGACCCGUCAGUAAUGUUACGGGAUAGGGUGCGAUCUUGUAGUGGAGACAUACCUAGAACAAAACAAACGUCUCUUCCUACAUUUGGUCACCGACUAGGAAGUGGAGAUUCUGACAUGCGGCGACCCCGUGCUUACACAAGUCCUAGUCCUUCCAGUAACCGCCAGUGCAAUAGGACCAUGCUAUUUUUGAUUGGUCGUUUAGAAAUAUGUCUUAUAGGAAUGGACAAAAAACAGAUGCUAUUGAGCAAAACCUUCAACGACAUCGCUCACUGUUCACAAGGUGUCAAGCACUUAGAUCACUUUGGUUUCAUAUGUAGAGAAACUACUUUAUCUGGUGCUGAUUGUUAUGCUGGCUAUAUUUUUCGUUGUCAAACUGAAAAAGUGGUGGAUGAAAUGAUGCAGACUCUUAAAUUAGCUUUUAGUCGAGCUCAUCAGAAUUAUCAACAACUUGCAUCUAAAAGUUCCCCUGUGCCGAAGCUUAUCGUUUGUGAUUCCUGUCCUAUGCAUUGGUUUCAUAUGCUUUGUUCAGAAGUUGAAGGUUUAUCAGCUGAAGGUGCUCAUCUCCGUAUUCUUCAUAGGCUGGGAAAUUUACCAGAUGCUGAUAAAGAGGAAAUAAUGGUUAAAUUUCAGAAUGCAGAUUUUAGUGAUGUUCAAGAGCAAAAUGAAGUACUUAUGAUGUUAUUACGAGAAUUUUCUGAACAAAAGCAGUUGAAGCAUAUUCAUGUUUUGAACAACUGUAAUGGAAAAAAUGAUUCGUUUUUAAAAGAAAAAGGAUCAAAGUUGGAUUCUUUUCGUCAAAAAGCAAAGAAAUCUAUUUCUAGUUCCCUUGAAACCAUUUUCAAGCUUACAAAUCGAGAUGAAUCAAAGGAGUCAGGUCUUUCUUUACAUGAUGAUAUUCCUGGCACUGUAAUGGAAGAUGCAGAGACUUUUAGCAAAGAUCCAGAUUCUCGAUCAUAUCGAGAAGGCAGUUAUGAUGGUGACCAUGCACCCUCGGGUCGAGUAUCUCCUUUGUUAACAAGGCCCCGUAGUUCCACCUUCAGCUCAUCUCGUGAGAUUAUUCACAGCUGCAAGAAGAAUAAUUCAAAACAUGAAAUGCAUAGAAAUAAUAGAAGGCCAAUUAUGAAUAUAUUCAUGAAGAGUGGGCAAAUAAAGCCACAAACACCAGAACAAGAUGAUUCAGGCCCAAAGGGGUCUUGGCGACAAGCAAUAUUUCACCGAGUGCAAACAAAUAUUCAUGAUGAUCAUGAAAGGAACCAUGAAACUGAGAGUCCAGGAGAAAAAGUACCAAAAAGGGAAAGGAAAAAAACUAAAGAAGAAUUACGUGCUUUGUGGAGAAAGGCAAUAAUUGAACAAAUUCUAUUGAUAAGAAUGGAAAAGGAAAACAAAAAUUUGCAAGUUAAUCAAGAUGCUGCAUCAUACAAGCGUAUGAAACUUAACUAUGAAGAAAUCACACCAUGCAUUAAAUCUGCUGCUAUUAAAUGGGAAGAAAUACUGAAUGAUCCAAAACAACAUGAGGAACUUAUGGAUGAAGGAAAAUUAAUGGAGCUUGUUAAGACAGGAGUGCCUCGUCAUAAAAGAGGAGAGAUAUGGCAGUUUCUUGCAGAGCAGCACCGGAAAAUAUGGGAUCAUAAAGUUCAGACUGACAUAGAUCUGUCUAUUCCUUACGAAGACCUUCUGAAACAACUAACUUCUCAUCAGCAUUCGAUUUUGAUUGAUAUCGGUAAGUUAAAUUGCUGA
Molecule: messenger RNA, 2445 nt
Organism: Stegodyphus dumicola
Lineage: Eukaryota; Metazoa; Arthropoda; Arachnida; Araneae; Eresidae
Product: TBC1 domain family member 1-like
Source: RefSeq, a predicted model, not a curated record